Molecule: messenger RNA, 787 nt
Organism: Thamnophis sirtalis
Lineage: Eukaryota; Metazoa; Chordata; Lepidosauria; Squamata; Natricidae
Source: RefSeq, a predicted model, not a curated record
GUUCGGGCGGAAGCUCCUCCCCGAUUUACCCGCGUGGCUGAAGAUGGCGUCUCCCAUGGCGAGUCAAGCUGGGGCCGUAAUCCGAGAUUUGCCUUUGCUGAGAGCCACCCUGCUCAGGCGCAAUCCGGGUAUUCAGUUAACUCCUAGAAGAUGGCUAAACCUGCAAGAAUACCAGAGUAAGAAAUUGAUGGCUGAUCAUGGGGUCACAGUUCAGAAAUUCUUCGUGGCUGACACUGCAAAUGAUGCUAUUGAGGCUGCUAAAAGAUUACAAGCAACAGAAAUUGUGUUGAAGGCCCAGAUCUUAGCUGGAGGAAGAGGCAAAGGUGUAUUCAGCAGCGGUUUGAAAGGAGGUGUACAUUUAACAAAAGAUCCGAAAGUGGUAGGACAGCUUGCUAAACAGAUGAUUGGAUAUAAUCUUACAACGAAGCAAACUCCAAAAGGUGGUGUUAAAGUUAAGAAGGAAGAAAUAGAUAUUUUUGAAGGAGUAAAGGAUAACCAAGCAGUACGGCUGGCAGAAAAUUUGGGAUUCAAAGGGCCUUUGCAGCAGCAGGUUGAAGCAAUUUUAGUAAAUAUAUUUGGUGGAAUUGUUAACUGUGCCAUUAUUGCCAACGGUAUCACCAAAGCUUGCCGAGAGCUUGAACUGAAAGUGCCUCUAGUGGUCCGACUUGAAGGAACAAAUGUUCACGAAGCCCAACGUAUUCUGAAUGAAAGUGGGCUUCCCAUUACUUCCGCAAGUGACCUUGAAGAUGCUGCUAAGAAAGCAGUGGCCUGCGUGACAAAGAAAUAA